AUGGUUUCUUUAAAAGUCUCAAAUGAUAACGUCAAGUAUAACAGUGACAACACUGUUUUAACUUCUUCUUACACCUAUCAAAACUCAAUUGUUUCAAAACAAGGUGAAACUUAUACAGUUAAACCUUUCACUAAAGAUUAUGAAUUUCAAGUUGAUUUGAAAGUCCCAAAAGUUGGUUUGUUAUUAGUUGGUUUGGGUGGUAAUAAUGGUACUACUUUUGUUUCCGCUGUGGAAUCAAAUAAACAAAAAAUUGUCUUUAAUACAAAAGAUGGUGAAAUUAAAUCAAACUAUUUCGGUUCUGUUACUCAAGCUUCCACUGUUAAAAUUGGUAUUGAUGAAUCUGGUAAAGAUGUUUAUGUUCCUUUCAAUUCAAUUUUACCUUUAGUUAAUCCAAAUGAUUUAAUUGUUAGUGGUUGGGAUAUUAAUGGUGAAAAUUUACAAAAUGCUGCUAAAAGAGCUAAAGUUUUAUCUUAUGAUUUACAAUCUCAAUUAGGUUCAACUUUAUCCAAAUAUAAACCUUUAAAAUCAAUUUACUAUCCUGAUUUCAUUGCUGCUAACCAAGAAGAAAGAGCUGAUAAUAUUUUCAAUGUUGAUUCAAAUGGUAAAAUCGAUCAAUCUAAUAAAUGGGAUCAUGUUGAACAAAUUAGAUCUGAUAUUCAAAAUUUUAAAAAAUCAAAUGAUUUAGAUAAAGUUAUUGUCUUAUGGACUGCUAAUACUGAACGUUAUUCUGCAAUCAUUGAUGGUGUUAAUGAUAACGCUGAAAAUUUAAUUCAAUCAAUUAAAUCUGGUCAUAAAGAAGUUUCUCCAUCAACAGUCUUUGCUGUUGCUUCAAUCUUGGAAAAUGUUGCCUUCAUUAAUGGUUCUCCUCAAAAUACUUUUGUUCCAGGUGUUGUUGAAUUAGCUGAACAAAAUGAUUCUUUUAUUGGUGGUGAUGAUUUUAAAUCUGGUCAAACUAAAUUGAAAUCUGUCUUGGCUCAAUUCUUGGUUGAUGCUGGUAUUAAACCAAUUUCAAUUGCUUCUUAUAAUCAUUUAGGUAAUAAUGAUGGGUUCAACCUAAGUUCAAAUGAACAAUUUAGAUCAAAAGAAAUUUCAAAAGGUUCAGUUAUUGAUGAUAUUGUGGAAUCAAAUCAUUUAUUAUAUAACAAAGAAUUAGGUGAUAAAGUUGAUCAUACCAUUGUUAUCAAAUAUUUACCAGCUGUUGGUGAUACUAAAAUUGCCAUGGAUGAAUAUUAUUCUGAAUUAAUGCUUGGUGGUCAUAAUAGAAUUUCAAUUUCAAAUGUUUGUGAAGAUUCUUUAUUAGCUACUCCUUUAAUUAUUGAUUUGGUUAUUAUGACUGAAUUCUUAACAAGAGUCUCAUAUAAAGAUGUUGAUUCAAAAGAUUCCAAAUCUUUAUAUCCAAUCUUGGGUUACUUGAGUUAUUGGUUAAAAGCUCCAUUAACUAGAAAAGGUUUCCAAACUAUUAAUGGAUUAACAAAACAAAAACAAGGUUUGGAAAAUUUCUUGAAAAUUUUGGUUGGAAUCCCAAUUUCUGAUGAAUUGAGAUUUGAAGAAAGAUUAUGAAUAUCCUGAUCAUUAAUUGCAACAUUAUAGCUGUCAGUUUAUAACUAGUUGCAGCUUUUAUAUUAUAUGAU
Hansenula anomala is the source of this 1631-nucleotide messenger RNA. It is a transcript of the gene INO1, whose product is annotated as inositol-3-phosphate synthase INO1. The transcript has a single exon. Gene Ontology annotation, cellular component: cytoplasm. Gene Ontology annotation, molecular function: inositol-3-phosphate synthase activity. The record is from RefSeq and is a predicted model, not a curated record. The coding region runs from base 1 to 1560 and encodes 519 amino acids. Gene Ontology annotation, biological process: inositol biosynthetic process; phospholipid biosynthetic process. Lineage: Eukaryota; Fungi; Ascomycota; Saccharomycetes; Phaffomycetales; Wickerhamomycetaceae.